Messenger RNA from Paramuricea clavata, 1573 nucleotides. NCBI's taxonomy places the organism in Eukaryota, Metazoa, Cnidaria, Anthozoa, Malacalcyonacea, Plexauridae. The record is from the annotation of a GenBank genome assembly.
GAAAGUUCACCUCCUGAGCGAUGGAAACAUGUCAAAGGAAAUGAAAACCCUGCUGAUGCCGGUUCUCAUGGUAUUCUCCCUAAAGAUAUUAUCAAUCAUGAUUUAUGGUGGUCAGGACAGCAUUGGUUAAAAUCGGAUCCGUCAACCUGGGAAUCGAAAUUAGUUAUCCCUCGUCCCCUUGAAGCUGUGUUGACAUCUGGCAUCCGAGAAGAAGAUUUAAAGUUAAAGGAUAAAAGGGAAGUCUCAAUGCCGGUAAACACAACAAACAUUUUACCAAGGCCUGUAAUCGACAUCAAUCGAUACUCAAGCUUCAUUCGCUUAAUGAGAGUUACUGCGUUCAUUCGCCGUGUAGUCACCAAAAAAUACCUAUUUACUUCAACGCCACUAACGGUUGAUGAAUUACACAAAGCUGAAACAUGGUGGUUCAAGAAAGUACAGUCUGAAAUGUUCUCUGAAGUCAUCGCUGUACUUAAGAAAGGAAAACAACUAUCCAAUAAACACUAUCAAAAAUCUCUAAACCCAUUUCACGACUCUGAGGUUUGCUGAGAGUUGGUGGAUGCCUUUCACAAUCACAACUAGAAUUUGACUCAUGUCACCCUUUAAUUCUCCAUGGAAAACAUCGACUUACCACCUUGCUUGUCGAACAUGAACACAAACGAUUGUGCCAUGCAGGACCUAAACUGGUCUUAGGAACACUUCAACAGCGCUAUCAUAUUAUCAGUGCUAGAAGGAUUGUUCGAAAGUGCACUCAUGAAUGCGUUAUCUGUCGGCGUACAUCUCCAAAGGUUUCCACACAGCUAAUGGGUCAACUCCCAAAAGAAAGAGUCAAUCCAUCAUUCGCAAACGAAAUGGUCUCAGUUGAUUAUGCUGGUCCUGUUUUCAUCAAAGCCGGAUCCAAACGAAGACCAAUUUAUCAAAAAGCGUACAUUGCUAUAUUUGUCUGCUUGCAAACCAAAUCCUGCCAUAUAGAACUAGUAUCUGAUUUAACAGCUGAAGCAUUCGUCGCAGCACUACGUCGAUUCGUGGCGAGACAAGGAAAACCAUGUCAAAUUUAGAGUGACAAUGCAACAUUUUUACUUGAGCAAAUAAAGAUCUCAAGGAUUUUUAUGACUACUUAAAGGAAGCAGAGACACAAGCGACUAUUGCCAAUUUUUGUUCUACACAAGGCAUACAGUGGAAAUUAAGCCCUCCUACAGGCCCUCAUCAUGGCUCAGUAUGGGAAAACAGUGUCAAGGCAUGCAAGUAUCAUCUCAAGAGGAUUGUUGGUGAAACCAAACUGAACUUUGAAGAACUAACUACGUGUCUAUGCCAAAUCGAAGCCUGCUUGAACUCUAGACUGAUUGCUGCUUCUAUCGACAGUAACGACGAUGAUGGGAUUGCUCUGUUAACUCCUGGUCAUUUUUUAAUUGGUAGACCAUUGGAAUCUCUUCCAGAUCAUCCCGAUACAGUUAAUAAACCGAUGAAAGUACUAAAACGUUGGUACUUAUGUCAAGCCCUAGUUCAACAAUUUUUGGAAAAAAUGGUAUACCGAAUAUUUGAACUAUUUGCAACGUUUCAACAAGUGGAACCAUGA